Cyphellophora attinorum is the source of this 345-nucleotide messenger RNA. Its product is annotated as putative invertase. The coding region runs from base 1 to 345 and encodes 114 amino acids. The record is from RefSeq and is a predicted model, not a curated record. Gene Ontology annotation, cellular component: fungal-type vacuole. NCBI's taxonomy places the organism in Eukaryota, Fungi, Ascomycota, Eurotiomycetes, Chaetothyriales, Cyphellophoraceae. The transcript has a single exon. Gene Ontology annotation, molecular function: sucrose alpha-glucosidase activity. Gene Ontology annotation, biological process: sucrose catabolic process.
AUGCUGUCACUAUGCUACAUCUUCUUCUGCUACAUCCACAUUGUCCAUGCACAAAGCAGCAACGAUGUCGUUCCCACUGCCGCCAUCGCGGGCAACUACAGUGGCCACUACCGCCCACAGGUCCACUUCUCGCCACCGGAAGGAUUCAUGAACGAUCCCAACGGCAUGUUUCAAGACGCCAGCGGCAUCUGGCACUACUACUACCAAUACAACCCCACCGACACAAUCGCCGGCAACCAGCACUGGGGUCACGCUACCUCUCCGGACCUGUAUCACUGGACGAACCAACCCAUCGCCCUCUACCCAUACGACAACGUCACCGGCAUCUUCACAGGCAGCGCGUGA